This is a messenger RNA of Saprolegnia parasitica CBS 223.65, 776 nucleotides long. RefSeq lists its product as hypothetical. NCBI's taxonomy places the organism in Eukaryota, Oomycota, Saprolegniomycetes, Saprolegniales, Saprolegniaceae. The transcript is spliced from 2 exons. The record is from RefSeq and is a predicted model, not a curated record. Bases 15 to 776 code for a protein of 253 amino acids.
AGUUGGUUGCGCUGAUGAUCCGCGGGGUCGACCGCCCAGCGGAGCUGGAGCCCGCGCCCGAGCCUGGACUGCAGCCCUCGUUGCAGUGUCGGAGUUGCUCAUGCACUGGUCCAGCAUCCGGCUACGACCGCAUCCGCUCCAACGGUCUCUGCCGUGCCUGCGACGCCAGAGUACGGCGCGACAAUAAGGCGGCCAAGAAGAGUGCUGACGCCCUUCUGCGCCGGUCAAAGCCUCCUCCGUCGCCACCUCCAUUGCCACGAGAAGAUCAACCUGCAGCGUUACCCCUGGCAUCACCGUGGAUUGAGCAACCCGCGACAGCGCCGCCACGGGUCUUGGAGACGAGCUUGAAGCUCUGCAACAGCGUUCGAAGCGACCUGCCGCCUGAUGCAUCGAUCGAGCUCUACCAGCCGCUUGCGUUCGCCAUGGGACGCUACCGCGCUCGCGACUGCCCCAUCGUGCUGGCCGCGGGCUCCAUCGGCGACGCGUGCAGCAAGUGCACGUCCAAGCGCUCCAACUUUGCGCGCGAUGCGCGUCGGCUUGGCCUCACAUCUGCCAAAGCUGCUGACGAAGACGACACCAAUGCGUGGGUGCUCACCAAGAUCAGCGCGCUCUUGCCAGCACUGCGCACAGGACCGCUGAACGACAUGCAGCAUGCCAAGAUGCUACAGUUCGCCCGCAUUGUCGACGCGCGCCAGCUUCCGCUCAACGACGACGGCGUCGUGGACAGGAAAAAGUCUUCUUCUGCCCGGGCAUCUCGAUCGACGACGUCGGCAUGA